GUUCCAAAGGGGAGGAUGGCAACAGGAGGAGUAGUGCAGCGAUGUUUUAACAAGGAUACAAAACCACUACAAUAUCACAGGAGUGAAACAUCUUUAUACCGGAUGUUACGCACCUCUAUUGCGCAUGCUCACGUCAUCGACAUAGCCAAGCACGUGAAGUCCGUCGGUGUGGAAAGAGCUAUGUCUAAAUCAAAACAAAAACGAGCGAAACGCCUUGGUUUUCUUGGAAAGUGUAAGAAUAAAGAUGGAAGAAAGGCGGAUGCUUCGGGCCAGACAACGAAUAAAGAGCAGCAAUCUGCACAGCAAGCCAAGGACAAAAAGCCAGAAGAAGUCAGGAAGCAACGGCUUCAAGCGUUCCAAGAAAGGCAGAAAAUUUCCAGAGAACAACAGCUUUUGAAGAGGAGGAAUUUACAGAGCUUUCAAAAUGACAUCCUGCAGAGGCAGAGAGAGUUUGAGCAGAGGGAAACGGCGAUGCAGGGUUUGGAAAAACAUGUGAACUUUGAAAAUGAGAAUUCAAGAAAAGCAUAUUAUCGAGAAUUUAAAAAGGUAGUGGAGGCUGCAGAUGUGAUUCUGGAGGUUUUGGAUGCACGCGAUCCUCUAGGGUGCAGAUGUCCUCAGGUUGAGCAGGCAGUCAUUCAAAGUGGAACAAACAAAAAGAUUGUGUUGGUGCUCAAUAAAAUCGAUUUGGUGUCAAAGGAAAUCGUGGAGAAGUGGAUCAAGUAUCUGCGGAAUGAGUUUCCCACCGUGGCUUUCAAAGCGUCUACUCAACAACAGUCCAAAAAUUUGAAACGCAGUAAUGUCCCCGUGACUCAAGCCCCCACAGAGCUUCUCAGCAGCAGCGCUUGUGUUGGAGCAGAUUGCUUGAUGAAGUUACUCGGUAAUUACUGCCGCAACCUGGACAUAAAGACGACCAUCACCGUAGGCGUUGUAGGGUUUCCUAAUGUGGGAAAGAGCAGUUUGAUCAACAGUCUAAAACGUGCAAGAGCGUGUAGUGUCGGUGCAACUCCCGGUGUCACCAAGUGCCUUCAAGAGGUGCAUUUGGACAAGCACAUCAAGCUUCUUGAUUGUCCUGGAAUUGUCAUGGCAACGUCAACAACCGACGCAGCUAUGAUUCUACGUAAUUGUGUCAAAAUCGAGCAGCUUGUUGAUCCACUUCCUCCAGUUGAAGCCAUCUUGCGACGCUGCAACAAGGCACAGAUCGUUGAACACUACGGCGUCCCCGACUUUAAUACAGCUCCGGAGUUCUUGGCGUUGCUGGCACGACGUCAGGGCAAGCUGAGAAAGGGAGGGCUGCCUGACACUGACAAAGCAGCGAAGAGCGUGUUAAUGGACUGGACGGGGGGAAGGAUCAGUUACUUCACACACCCUCCUGAGACACAUACUCUUCCUACGCACGUCAGCGCCGAGAUUGUGACGGAGAUGGGUAAAGCUUUUGACUGGGAUGAACUUGAAAAAGGCAAUCAGGAGGUUCUCGCAGAUUCAUCUUGUGCUGAUAUUCCAAUGGCAUUUUGCAUUGAGACCACUGGAAUGACGUAUGGCGACCAGACUCAAGCGCCCUCUUACCAGGAAAUGGAAGGCGAGGAGCCCGAAUUGAAAGACGAAGCUGAAUCUAUGGAGGAUGGUCAGGAUCCUGAGUUUGGACCAAUGACAGUGGCAAUCAAAUCUCAGAAGUCAAAGAGUGAUUUGCGGGAAAGUGAUCCUGCACCCAAGGCUCCAGAUUUGAAGGAUAUAGUGAAAGUGGAUCCAUUACAGCAAGGCCAGGCCCUGGUGGCUGCCAACAAGAAGAGGAAGAAGCAACAAAAAAGAGCUGACAAACUUGCUACCAAACUCUCAGACACUUUGACAUCUGCAAUGGAUUUUUCAUUUUGUGACAGUUGAUUAAAGAAAUAAUUAAAGAUUG
This is a messenger RNA of Doryrhamphus excisus (bluestripe pipefish), 1900 nucleotides long. RefSeq names its product G protein nucleolar 3 like (gene gnl3l). Gene Ontology annotation, molecular function: nuclear import signal receptor activity; GTP binding. The record is from RefSeq and is a predicted model, not a curated record. Gene Ontology annotation, biological process: protein import into nucleus. Gene Ontology annotation, cellular component: nucleolus. Lineage: Eukaryota; Metazoa; Chordata; Actinopteri; Syngnathiformes; Syngnathidae.